Molecule: messenger RNA, 1221 nt
Organism: Seminavis robusta
Lineage: Eukaryota; Bacillariophyta; Bacillariophyceae; Naviculales; Naviculaceae
Source: the annotation of a GenBank genome assembly
AUGAUCAUCGAGGAGGCGGAAAAGAAAUCUGAUCCAGAGGUUUUGCCUCCAGCGGCAGCAACGAGCGCCAACAAUGGUCAUGGUCAAAAUCAAUUUUCUCCCGGAACGCAGGCGUCUUUUCCCAAUCCCAACGGCGCCAAUGCCGAACUCUUAGCUGCAGCUACAGCUCUCCUUGCCAAUAACCCUCUUCUCGCAGCUCAACUCCAACAGCAACAACAGCAGCAACAGUUGUUGCUUCAACAGCAGGCGGCUGCGGCGCUGUUGCAAGCAACGACCCACAAUCUCAUCCCACAGCAUCUGCAAGCCGGUGCUUUGGCGGCGUCCUUGAAUGGCACACCUGGGUAUCAACCAGCCUUGAUUCCACCCCCAGCCCUUGCAAGCCUUGCUCAUCAGAUUCCUCUGUCAUUGCCUCAACAGCAGCAGCUUCAGCAAGCACUGUCUCCAGCGGGCUUCUCAUUGCCAACCAUGACUGUCCAAGAUGUCCCAUGCUCUACUCCCGUUUACAAUGGCGUGAAUCCAAAGUAUCCAGGCCUUCGAGUGUUGAAUGCCAACCCUCCCGUCUUUGCCGUGGACAACUUUUUGACUCCUCUGGAAUGUCAGUUCCUAGUCGCUGUGGCAGCCGACUCCUUUGGGCCUGCUCCUGUGGUCGGCAAGGGAGCGGGCGAAGUGUCGCCCAGUCGUACCAGCUCCACUUGCUAUCUCUCCCGCGAGGACCUUCCAGACUUGAUGCGCAAGGUCUCGGUGUUGACAGGAAAACCCAUUGAACAUUGCGAGCUUCCUCAAGUGGGUCGCUAUUUGCCGUCUCAACAGUAUUUGCAACAUUUUGAUGCCUUUGACACUAGCAAUGAAGAUGGACGGCGAUUCGCAGCCAAUGGCGGUCAACGUACAAUCACUGUGCUCAUAUACCUCAAUGAUGUUCUUCGUGGCGGUGCUACUCGUUUUCCCGCCUUGAACUUGGAUGUCCAGCCACGCCAAGGAAUGGCUCUCAUCUUUUUUCCCGCCACGAUUGAUGGAUACCUGGACAAAAUGGCGCUUCAUGCUGCCAUGCCGGCUGUCGACACCAAGUACGUGUCUCAGGUUUGGAUUCGCCAACACCAAUACAACGGCCAGCCUAGCAAGCGUUUGGCGCAGAUCAUGGGGCGACCUUUGGGAGCCUAUGAAAGUAUGCGACCAGUCAAGGCUCACGAGGCCGAAGGUAUCGUACCGGCCAGUGCCUUUUAG